This is a messenger RNA of Cryptosporidium ubiquitum, 3744 nucleotides long. Its product is annotated as secreted insulinase-like peptidase. Gene Ontology annotation, molecular function: metal ion binding. Lineage: Eukaryota; Apicomplexa; Conoidasida; Eucoccidiorida; Cryptosporidiidae. The transcript has a single exon. The coding region runs from base 1 to 3744 and encodes 1247 amino acids. The record is from RefSeq and is a predicted model, not a curated record.
AUGCAUAUCAAAGAGGUGAAUCUGUGGCUUGUGGUGAUUUUUUGCCUAUCACUAUUCAAAGGAGAAGGAAUAUGGAACCAUAAACAAUUAAAUUUACAAUGGCGAGACUAUGCAGUAGAGAGUAUUUCACAUUUACAGUUGGGAUUACAAAACCAAGGAAAAAUUACAAGUAUGUUAAAUCCCCUAAGAAUUAAGGCCAAUCAAUUAAAUUCGCUAGAACAACAGUUUUCUUCUCAAGUCAAGCCCAAACUAUAUACGACAUCUAAAGGUAUAAAAGUUCUACUGGUUUCUGACAAUACAAUGCUAGAAUCAGCUUUUUCAUUUGGAGUUGGAUGCGGAUAUUAUCAGGAUCCGGAUAAUUUGGCAGGAUUGGCUCAUUUGAUGGAACAUGUCGUGUUUUUGGGGAGCCAAGAAAAUCCAAACCCGGUAGGUUGGGAUGAGUUUCUACUAAAAAAGGGAGGUGCUUCUAAUGCUUACACAUCUGCUGAUUUGACGGUAUUUUAUGUAUUGUCGUCUCCAAGAGAGUUAGAGUCUGUAAUGAGUUACUUUACCAAUAUGUUUGUGAACCCUGUAAUAGAUGAAAGGAGCUCAGUUUCUGAAAUUGAUGCAGUCAAUCAAGAACACGAAAAAAAUAUCCCAAACAAGGUUAGAGUAAUAAUAGAGCUAGCGAUGUAUUUGGCCCCAAAAGAGUGCCCUGCUAGGAAAUUUGGGACAGGAAGCAAAGAAACCCUCUAUAUUAAUUCAAAAAAGAACAACAUAAAUCUUAAGGAUGCUCUAAAGGAGUACCAUGAAAGUUGUUAUACUAGUGACAAUGUCUCAAUAGUAAUCAUGGGACCUCAAUCUAAUGAGCAGCUAGCCAAGAUAGCUGAUAACAUUGAUAAGCUCUUUACUAGUUCUAGAAAAGCUACUAAAGGAAUAUCUAAAAUAACUAACACUGUUAAUAGCCGUUCUGUCUCAAGAGGAGCAUUUAAGAAUCAACAUUCUCUUGCUCCAAGUAUUUCAAGCAUUUUUGAGAGUUCUGGUAGUAAGAAGUCUAAUAUCGGGAUUACUUCUGCUGGUGGGAUUACUUCAAAAGAUGGUGAUUCAAUUAGUAAAGAGACUGAGCAAAAUUUAGAUAAAAAUACUUCAGCAAAUAUAGAGAUUGAAGUUGUGAGAAUGCCAAGAGGAAAUUCUUCUCCACCUUUUGUUGUAAUUUACUGGGAUUCAGUCUCAGAAUCACUGAGUAUUUUAAAAGAGAAUGCAGAGUGGCAAAUGUUAAAGUUAAUUCAAUACUUUUUUGAAGAUCAGAGUCAAAACUCAAUUGCAUCUGAAUUAAAGAAAAAGAAUCUGGCUACUGCUUUAGAAUACUUUGAUAAUACUAGCACCCAAUACUCAAUUUAUGGUUUACUGUUUACUGCAAUUGAUGAUUCUGACGAAACAACUUCAGAAAUAGUAAAACUAACAUCAGCUUAUAUGAGUAGUUUGAUAGAACAAAUAAAUAGUGAGGAUGAAAGAUGGAUCCAAUCAUUUUAUAAAAACUACACAAACAUGGCAAAUAUCAAAUACGAAUUUGAUGAGGAAAGAGAUACUGCAGGAAUAGUGUCUCAGGCUGCUGAGAGUUUAUUAAUAUUUCCAGAUGAGCCAGAGAUGGCACUUUCUGCUUUUGUAAAACCUGUUUCUUUGAACAAGGAUUCUGGGCUAAGCAGUGCACAGAUGGAAGCUUUAAAAAAGUUCGUUAAACAUUUAGAACCUUCGAAAAUUAAGGUAAUUAAGCUUUCAGAUUCCAUCGAUAAAUCUUCUGAAAGCAAAUCCACAUUUGAACCGUACAAAACCGAGUACUCAAUAUCCAAAAUUUCAGUUGAAGAUCCAAGUAAGACUUCUGAUAACACCAAAGUAAUAGAAUCUACAAAUAAGAUUGCGGAUCUUUUGACAUGCGUUCCUGAAGAUCUUGAGAUUAUUUCGUUCUCAAGAGACAAAUGUCCCAAGUAUAAAAGAUUUGAAAAUGAAAUUAAAGAGAGACAAAUUGGAAAUGAGCUUCAACCAUGCCCUAUAUUAGAAGAGGAAGGACUAAGCAUUUUCUGGAAAGGACCAAUUCACAUGGUACCUACAAUCAAUUUGACCUUAGUACAAAGAUUAGCAAAUAAAGAUAUCUCAAAUAAUGCUAGAAUAGCCUUAUUGGGGAAGUUACACGCUCAAUUACAAACCAGUAGAAUGGAGUAUAUAUUAUCCAGUUUUAAGUUAUGCGGUUUAGAAGCAGAUAUUAAUUAUAGUAGAGGCAGAUUUAUCAUUAAAGUCCAGUCCUACAGCUCUAAUUUUGAAGAUAUUAUUAAAAAUCUAUCCAAUUAUUUGAUCAGCGAAAGCAGGCUACCAACAAAGGCAGAGUUUGAAGGUGCAUUAAGCAAUUUGAAAUCUGAAAUAUUAAAUUUGAGUAAUUUUAUGGCUUAUGAUAUAGCAUCAGAAGUAGCUCAAAGUGCAUAUCUCUCAAACUACUAUUCCAAAUUACAGCUUCGUGAUUCUCUCCAAAAAACUGAGAUUUCAUAUGAUGAAUAUUUGGAGAAGACAAAAAGUGUAUUUUUGAUCGGUUACUUUGAUGCUCUUAUUGUGGGUAAUAUUGGUUCUGAAAAGGCUAUAAAGCUUGGCUUAAAUUUGAUAGAAUCUUUGGCGAACAAAAAGAUUUCAUAUUCAGAUUCAAUUCAUGAUGGUAUUUUGGAUAUUUCGGGGGAUAUACAUAUUAAAACUAAUAAUCCAAUUUCUUCAGAUAAGAAUAAUGCAGUAGUAGCUCACUAUCUGACUCCACCGGUUGAUUUGAUUGAUGUUUCUGUGUAUUCUUCAAUUGGAGAGAUACUUAAUUCGCCAUUUUAUGACAUUUUAAGGACAGAGUGGCAAGAUGGUUACGUUGCUUUUGCUACAACAAAAUAUGAAACUCCAAUAAUCUCUUUAAUAGGAGCUGUCCAAAGUGCAGAGAAGUUAUCUGAAACUUUAGUAUGUCAUUUAUUCUCCGCUUUAGAAAAAGUAUCAAAAGAUGUUGAGGAAGAUUUAAAGGAAAUCUCCAAGUCAGAGUUUGAAGACAAAAUUAGGUGGUUUGGCUUAUCUAAAUAUUCAAGCCAGAAGUUGAACUCCUUCAUCCAAUAUGUUGAGCACUACGGUAAAAUGAUUGCUAGUCACGAACUUUGUUUCGAGAAGAAUAAGUUGAUUGAGAAUGCUACCCAAGUUUUUGUAUCUGAGCCAAAUGUUUAUAUAGAGAAACUUAAUAAGUUAAUAAAGCCUUCAAGUUCUAGGAAGUUAGUCAUUGUUGAGUUAAUUGGAAAUACAAACCCAGGUGAAAAGGGGAAUGAUGGAAAACUUGUAAGUAUAGCUAAUGUGGAUGAACCUCCAACAAAUGAGGAGUGCAAAGAGAUUCUGAAGUCAGAGAUGGGUAAAGUAACUCUUAUGGAUGCUAUUUCACUCCAGUUAAAUUCUAGUGGCUCUAGCAAUGGAAAACUCAGAGCAUCCAGAAAUAACAAUUCAAAAGAUGAAACCAAAUAUAGAAUAUACGGUUCAGACAUUCAGUGCAACGUUUCCGAAGAUAAUGCAAGCUCUGCAAGUGGAAAAGAUUCAAAAGAGGUAAAGAGCAUGCUAAGCCUAUUUGGAAGGAGAUUGUCAUCUAUGGGAAGUUAUAGUCAGAGCAAAGCCAACAUAAGUAUAGAAAGUUCUAUCGGAAACAAAAAAAAUUCAAAUUCUGCUGGUACAAAUAAGAGAUCUUCUUGCAAUUACAGCAAGCUUUGA